Messenger RNA from Alternaria rosae, 1101 nucleotides. RefSeq lists its product as uncharacterized. The record is from RefSeq and is a predicted model, not a curated record. Lineage: Eukaryota; Fungi; Ascomycota; Dothideomycetes; Pleosporales; Pleosporaceae. The coding region runs from base 1 to 1101 and encodes 366 amino acids. The transcript has a single exon.
AUGGCUCCUUCCAUAUCUUUCACGGUAUACACCAGUCCAUUCUGCUACAUUGACUGCACCGAUACUUUCGAUAUCAGCCUUGUACGCAAUGUCGAUUACCACUCGAAACUCACCAUCGACACCAAAAACACCAUCUUUGAUCCCGAAGCGGCUUUUGCAAAAGGCUUGUUCGAAAUCGUCGACGCAGUGACGGGUGAAAGCGUGGACUACGUGCCAUCCGGCACUUCUACUCAAGGGGUUGAACGACUUCUUGUACUAGACCCCGACAAGCUCGACAGUUAUAUCAUGUGGUCGACUCGUCCAGGUACUACAGUUUCGCAUCCCAUGCCCCUCUAUUUCGAUCCAUCAUCGCUCGUAGCGGGGAGAAUGUACACCAUCCGUCUCCGGUCUCACGGCAUUACGACAUGGUACGCUGGUGAGCAUAGUGACCCAGCCAACUUGCCCGAGCCGGAAACAGAGAGCAUACCGCAGCCAUCUCCACCAAUUCCUAGCUACACUUUCAAAGCCCUCGCCACAGUCCCUAAACCUCUGCCUAUCCGCGCAACCAUACACACCUCCACCGACACGAUAUCCGUCUCAGGCAACCCACCCUGCACCAUCACACUUGCAUGGCGUCUAGACACUACUCGCGACAACAUCGCGAGCACACAAGGCAUCGCCGUCCUACGCUCUAUACCCCACGGCCGCAACAAAGCCAGCGUUGAACUUCGCGACCUCAAAACCGGAAAGAAGCGAGGCCCAAUGACAGGCUACAGUCCGCCAGACGCAGACGUAGAGGGUGAAACCGAUCCUUUCCCGCCCAACGAGACUGAAGCGCUCGUUUUCGAAGACAGCGAAACAGUUCAUGAGAGGAGUUAUACCUUAAUAACUGAUCCAGAGGAAGCGGGGAUUUGGGGGUCAGAUACCAGGUUAUUGAAGGUGGGAGAAGAGUAUGGGAGGUAUGGGGUGGGUGUGCUAAAGGGAGAUUGGGCUUGGGUAAGUAGGGAAGAGGUUGGGGAGGAGGUUUGGGGUGAUCAGGAGAGGCUGAGGGGGGAGUUGGGGAAGGUGCCGAUGAGGAAGUGGAGGGCGGAUGAUGUUAAGAUCAUGGGGGUUGUUGAGUAG